AAAGAGAUAAAUUAAAAACGUCUUUCUCUUCUAAUAGAAAUGCGCCAUCCCAUUUUUUAUUUGUAUUGCAGUAGUGAUUUCACAACAAUGAGGAUGCAAAUGAAUCGAAAUGAACGUAUGUUAACAUAAGUCAAAGCGAGGAAGUCUGUGUAAAUAUUACCUCGUCUCGUAUAAACUGAGCGGAAAUGAUCUGUGAUACGAAUUGAAAAUAAUUAAAUUUUAGUGAUCUACUAACGAAUUAAUAUAAAUUUUGACGAUACAUAUUUCAUGCAAGGAGUGUUAUGAUUUUGGGAAGAUACCGCUUUCUGUCAACAAUUGACUACCGAACUGCAUUACCCAAAAAGUGGUCAACCCAAAAUUGUGGAGUACCCGGACAUAUAUUACAAAGUAAUUUUGUAUCACUAAACAAACCUCUGUAUUUAACCAGGAUAAAUGAAAGGUCACUGAGUGCACCAUUGUUCGAAAAUAUGGCAUCAACGAGUAAUCCUGAAAGUGCAGAGAGAAAAAAUCGUCUGAAUUCAGAGAAGUCGCCGUAUUUGCUGCAGCAUGCCACAAAUCCAGUUGAUUGGUAUUCGUGGUGCGAUGAAGCUUUGAAGAGAGCAAAGAAAGAGGACAAAUGUAUUUUUUUAUCUAUCGGUUAUUCCACGUGCCAUUGGUGUCACGUCAUGGAAAAAGAAUCAUUUAAAAAUAAGCAAAUCGCCGAAAUAAUGAACAAGUACUUUAUCAACAUAAAAGUAGAUAAAGAGGAGAGGCCAGACAUCGAUAGGAUAUACAUGACAUUCAUACAAGCAACGAGCGGACACGGUGGGUGGCCGAUGAGCGUCUUCCUCACACCUGAUUUAAGACCCAUAGUCGGUGGAACUUAUUUCCCUCCAGAAGACACAUUUAGACAAACAGGAUUUAAAACAAUUUUACUCAACGUUGCCCGAAAGUGGAACGAAUCCAGAAGUAAACUAGCAGAAGUUGGUUCCAGCAACCUUGAAACUUUACGAAAUAUUUCGAGAAUUCCGCACACGUCUAAGAUACACGAUAUACCUCCAUUGGUAUGUGGUAACAUGUGUGUUCAACUACUUGCAAGCGAAUUUGAGCCUAAGUUUGGUGGAUUUGGUUCCUCGUACAGUAUGCAAUCCCCGAAGUUUCCGCAACCGGUGAACUUCAACUUCUUGUUUCACAUGUAUACACGCGAUCCUGAUAGCGAUUUCGGCCCAAAUUGCUUGCAUAUGUGCGUGUACACUUUGAGGAAAAUGUCUUACGGCGGCAUUCAUGAUCACGUGGGCCAGGGCUUCUCGAGAUAUGCUACAGACGGAGAAUGGCAUGUUCCACACUUUGAAAAAAUGUUAUACGACCAGGGUCAAUUAAUGAAGUCCUAUGCCGAUGCGUACCUGGCGACCAAAGAUAAUUUUUUCGCUGAAAUCAUAGAUGACAUCGCGACAUACGUACUAAGAGACCUUCGACACGAGAAAGGUGGAUUUUAUAGUGCUGAAGAUGCAGACUCUUAUCCGACGCAUGAUGCAGGUGCGAAAAAAGAAGGUGCUUUUUACGUGUGGACCGCUGCAGAGAUCAAUUCACUUCUCGAUACAGAGAUUUCUAAAGAUAAUAAUACUAAGCUAUCGGAUAUAUUUUCUAGGCAUUUUAAUAUAAAGGAAUCGGGAAAUGUAAAACCGUCCCAAGAUCCACAUGGCGAGUUGACAGGAAAGAAUGUGUUAAUGGCAUACGACGAUAUCGAGGAAACUGCUAAACACUUUAAUCUUAGCGUCGAAGAAACGAAGACACAUCUCAAGGAGGCAUGUUCUAUUUUAUAUAAAGCGAGAUCUGCAAGGCCGCGUCCUCAUUUGGAUGAUAAAAUUAUUACAGCAUGGAAUGGUCUCAUGAUAACCGGCUUAGCUUUCGGAGGUGCGGCAGUUGACAAUAAACGAUAUAUUGAAUGUGCGGCAGAUGCGGCGAAAUUUAUCGAACAACAUCUGUUCGAUGAGAGCAAAAAUAUGUUACUUCAUAGUUGUUAUCGCGGUGAAAAAAACACGAUUACUCAAAUGCGUAAACCGAUACCUGGUUUCUUAGAUGAUUAUGCAUUCGUUAUAAGAGGAUUGUUAGAUCUGUAUGAAUCUAGCCUGAACGAGAAAUGGUUAAAGUUCGCUGAGAAGUUGCAAGAUCUUCAAGAUCAGUACUUCUGGGACGAGGAAGACGGCGGGUAUUUUACGACGACGUCGAGGGAUCCGAGCGUGAUCGUCAGGCUCAAGGAAGCUUACGACGGAGCGGAACCAUCCGGUAACUCGGUCGCCGCUGAGAAUUUACUGAGGUUGGCCGAUUACUUGAGUCGCGACGAAUUCAAGGACAAAGCGCUGCACCUUUUCAGAGCGUUCAGGCAUUUGCUGAUGCAGAGAUCCAUCGGAGUUCCACAGCUAACGUCGGCGCUCGUUCGCUGCCACGAUGAUGCAACGCAGAUUUACGUGGCUGGGAAACGGGGCGCCAAGGACACCAACGAUUUGCUUCGCGUUAUAUAUAAACGUUUGAUACCCGGCAGGGUUCUCAUCUUAAUCGAUCACGACGAGAGGGACAGCGUGUUUCGUAAAAACGAGCAUUUCGAUAAUAUGAAGUGCAUAGAUGGUCGAGCAACCGCUUACGUGUGCAAGCAUACCUCGUGUUCCUUGCCUGUUACGAGUCCCGAGCAGCUGUCAACGUUACUGGAUGAAAACUGAUAAAAAACAUUUUGUUAAUGAAACAAGUAGAUCGACAGAAGCAAGAAAAUUAUCGAAUUUUGUUGAUGUUCUGUAACCAAAUUAUGUAUAAUAAAAUCUAAUGAAUCUCAAGUGAUGAUAUGCACUGUAUUAUAUCGCAAUAAAUUUUAACAGGUAUAUCAAUAUUUGUUGACUAUGCUUGUAAAUAUUAUUUGUUUUAAUAAAACGGAACGUUUAAAAAUA
Molecule: messenger RNA, 2918 nt
Organism: Ceratina calcarata
Lineage: Eukaryota; Metazoa; Arthropoda; Insecta; Hymenoptera; Apidae
Product: spermatogenesis-associated protein 20
Exons: 13
Coding region: 282-2696 (804 amino acids)
Biological process (GO): carbohydrate metabolic process
Source: RefSeq, a predicted model, not a curated record